CGGCGCCUUGGGGCCCGGGGGCAGCGGCGGGGACAGCGGCGGGGACAGCGGCCAGGACAGCUUGCAGCCCCCGCCGCAGCGAUGGAGCCCCGGUGCCCGCCCUGGCUGCCGCUGUGUCCCCGGCCGUGCCGCCUCCUGCUCCGUGCCCUGUGCUCGGGCCCCGGCGGGGCGAUGCCCGCGCUGCGGGUGCUGCAGCGGGGCCAGCCCCAGGAGGGACCGGGCCAGGCGUUCCCCUGGCAGGCUCUCACCGCGGCCCUGUGCGCCCAGGAGCCCUCGCUGGAGGGGCCAGAGGACACCCUGGCUGUCAAGCCGCGGCUGCUGCUGCUGCCCGUUUUGUGCCAGAGGAACCUCCUGUCGCUGCUCCUCGUGGUGCAGGAUGCAGUGCCACGGGACUGCCUUCACCAGCUGCUCCAGGCCGUGGAGCAAGAUUCCCACGUGGAUCCCUGGGUGCGGACGCUGGGGGAUCUGCUCCGGCAGGGACCGCGGGCAGAGGAGGGGUCCCCGCGUCCCACUGCCCUGUCUGCUGUGUGCCAGCAGCAGCUGAGGGGCCUGUGCCAGAAAAUUGCCCAGAAGAACCCAGAGGGGCAAAGAAAAUGGAACUGGUGCUUCAGCAAGAAGGCUGGUGCCCCUGAGUCUGUGCCUCAAGGUGGGAAGCGUAAGAAGGGGUCAGAGGAGAGCCUGGAGUUGGACAGUGAAACAGAGGGGAAGAGAUUGUUGCUGGAGGAGGUGGCAUUUGAGCCCCUGGGGCCCCAAGAAUGUGGAGAUGUGGCGGAGGUGGAAAAGGAGGUGCCUGAGGAGCCUUCAGGGGACACAUCUGCUCAGAGCACAGAGAAGGCUGCUCAGGACAGCUCCCAGCAGGAUGCAGCUGGGGAGCCCAGGAAGAUUUCCCAGACAGAGCUGGCAGCAGAGGUCCAGUCCUUUGUCCAGAUGCAUGGACAGGGGCUGAAAAUGCUGCUGCUGCAGGAGUCCAGUCACUCCGAGCUGUGCGCCCCCCCCAAGCUGAGCAUCCUGAGCAGCUGCACCCCCAGCCAGCUCGAGGGGCUGUGCUCCUUCCUGCAGCUCUCCACGUGCCCGGAGCCCUCCCUGGUGCGUUUCUGCAGCUGGCUGCUGGCUCUGAGCCCUGACCUCAGCUACAGCAGCGCAGCCAUCCUGGCACAGCAGCUCUUCCUCAGGCGAGUCCUGGCCCUCACCCAGCCGCCCUCCCGACACCUCAUGGCUGCCCUGACUUCGUUCUGCUCCAAGUAUUCCCAUCCCUUCUGCCGUGUGCUGGUGGCUGCGGUGCUGCAGGGGCCAGGGGAAGGUGCAGAGCAGACCAAGCUGGCGUGUGAGCUCGUGGAGGAGUGCCUGGAGCCCCGCUCUGUGCAGCUGGUGCUGAGCCACAUCCUGGAGGUGCCUUUGUCAGAGAAACUCCUGCCAGUACUGCAGGCUGUGCUGGGGCGCCAGGAGGUGCUGCCCCCUGAGCUCUUGGAUCUCCUGGUCCUGACUCUGUGCCAGCAGGCUCCAGCCUUUGCCACGUCCCUCAACUUCGCCAGGCUGGUGACAGCCGUGCUCACGGUGUAUCAGAGCCAGGUCAGCCCAGCUCACAGGAGCAGUCUGGCUGCUGUCCUGGACCGGAGCACUGCAGCACUGAAGAAAUCGCUGCAGGCUGUGCUGGAAGGGGCCAGGUGAGCACCCAAAGGAAUCAUCAGUGGAGGACACUCGUUGCACAGCAGCAGCAGCCACAGCCACCCUCGCUGGGUUCUCCCUGCUCAGGUGGGACCCUGCGAGGGGGGUCUGUGCCCCACAGAGUGCCCAGGGCCUCCUGGCAGCCCCUGGCCUGAGGGGGCUCCUGCUGGGCAGUGCCAUCCCAGCCCCCCUCGCCCCCUGGGGCUCGGAGGGGUCUUGGGUGAACAAUUCAUGUGUUUCCAGGUGUUUCUCUGUGCUCUCCCUCGGGCCUGCCACGCUCUCCAAGGUGACCUGGCCCUCCUGUGCUGGGGGCAGGGCUCUGGGGGCCAGGCAGGGAGAACCUCCAGGUCCUGAGUUCUUACUGCCCAAAACCCAUCCCUGAGCCAGGACAGACAUUGAUUUGAGGCUGGGUGAAGUUGAUAAUUCUGGACUUGGUUCACUACCUGGAUUUUACCUCGGCUCAUUCCAAGGCAGGGGCUCCGUGCACGUCCACGUUCCUCCCCAACAGCCAAGCAGGGUGCAGGCUGGGCUGCUGCUUUGUGUAUCUGAUCUGCUGGGAUUUCCAGAUCUCUGGGUGCACCAGAGGGGCAUUUAACUGAAUUCCAGCUGAAUUUAGCUGGGAAUUUUGAGUGUUCUGCUUUAAACCCACCUUUCUUUCCUGUUUGCUGGCCCGUGAGGGGCCUUGCUGUGUGUGACACAUUUCUGGGGAUGAUGACACUACUCUGGCCCUAACAGAAAGUGCUUGUGUGGCAUGACUCUGCUCAAAGUUCUAUCCUGCAUUCUUGGAAGUGCCCACUGGAAACCCCACCUAGGCACCUCCUGGUCUGAGAGCUGGGAAGAAAAGGUUGGGACAGAGUGGAGACUCAGGCAGGUAGAGCUGGGGUUUCAGUGGAGGUUUUGAAGCAUUGCAUACCUCAGGGGCUAUUUAAAAAUCCAGAAACAUCUACAAAGGGAGAAGGAGAAUUAUAACAUGCAGGCGUGACGUGUGACUGCUCCAGGUUUGCCCCACAAUGUUCAGAUCCCAGCCAGAGGAAGGAAACUCUGAAGCAUUAGGUGACACUCUUAAGGCUGAGAGCCAGGUUCCUUUACAUAAGAAUCUCUUAAGCUAUUUUAGGUGGCAGGGGACUGAUGAGGCUUCAAAGUCCGCAUUAGCUGGAGGAUGGAAACCUCCAGGGAGCCAGAUUGUUGAUGUGUUUGCAUUCCACUGAGUUAGUGGCUGAGUAAAGUGAAGCUAUUGUAGGGCUGCCCAAAAUACGACAUAAAUAGAAAUUGUGCCACGAUCAUCAAGGUCUAAGCCUGCUCUUGUGGCUUUAUUAGGUAGCAGGCUCUGAUCUUUGCAGUUUCCCUGCAGAGCUUCUACCAAGUGACCUCGGUGUCAUUGUCCCCAGUGCUCUGCCUGGCUGUGGCUGUUGGUCACAUGGAGAUGACCGCUGCCUUGUGGCAAGAGCCUUCUUGGCCCUGGUUUUGCUCUUGGCUGCAGCUUGUCGCGUGCUGUGGGUUCCUCUGAGGUGUUCCUGCAGAUAACAAUCACGUAAGGAGAACUGGGAGCACCCCCUGGGGACCCUGCACCUGCUGGCGGAACACUGCUUGUUCAUAUGGAGGUUGGCAGCACAGAAAACUUUACUUUUGGCUCCUCUUGACCCUUGCAAGGACUUUAAAAUCCAUCCUGAACAGCGCAGAGAGGUGGACGCAGCAUGAAACAUCGGCCAGAUUUCAUAGUUCAGCAGGACCUUGGCCAAGGGUGGCGGGAGUGCCAGGAGUGGCUCUGUCCUUGUCCUGAUUUAGGAGCAGUGGUGGUAAAGGGAACGUCUGGAGCUUUGUCUGAGGCCUUUCCUAGCUGGAGGUAGCAGACUGGGAUUUUCAUCCAGUUUGCUUGUGAUAAUUGGCAGUGGUUCCUUACCUGCUUCCUCUUCUGUCUGGAGAGUUUUACUUCACGUUACAGGGGGGAAUUCCCUUUUUGGUCUCGUAGUUCUUGGGGUUUUUUUUGAAGGAAAUUCAUCACAUGCAGUAGCGUGGGUUGUCUGUCCACUCUGCUGCUUCCACACCCUGCCCAGGGAUUUUUGAACCAGCUUCAUGACAAGAUGAUUCCUCCACUGCCCAGGUGCCUCUGUGGGGCUGUGGUCAGGCAGCAGUGAACCUCUGGGGUGAGCAGGGCUGGGGGGUCUGUGGAUGUUAAACACCAGAGCCGUGCAGGAGCCUUGGGCCAUGCAGCACCUGGUUGGAAAAGGCUGAAACUCAGUGGCUUUCCUGAAAAUGGCCUGUGUCCGUCCCCCGAGGGGCUGCCCCUCUCCGAACAGCAGCUCCAGGUUGUUGCUGUUUCCCCUCCUGCAGCAGUGCCAGGGGUCCCCCCCACUUUUCCCUGGAGGUAACUGCGUGUCCAGUGACAGCCUGCUAAUCUCACAUGUAAUCCUCACCGUGCUGAUGCAGUUCUGCCUGCAGACCUGGGGGCUGUGACACCCAAAUGUGAGGCUGAACUGCUCUGGGGGAUGCUCAGCAAUAUUUAUUUUUUUCACUUGGGAUUGAAAACUGAAUAAAAAGGAAG
Messenger RNA from Motacilla alba alba, 4207 nucleotides. RefSeq names its product FA complementation group E (gene FANCE). Gene Ontology annotation, cellular component: Fanconi anaemia nuclear complex. The record is from RefSeq and is a predicted model, not a curated record. The transcript is spliced from 12 exons. NCBI's taxonomy places the organism in Eukaryota, Metazoa, Chordata, Aves, Passeriformes, Motacillidae. Gene Ontology annotation, biological process: interstrand cross-link repair. The coding region runs from base 82 to 1668 and encodes 528 amino acids.